AUGUUUCAAAAAAGUUACCUUUACCUGAAUAUGUAUAGGUUGGAGAAAAAUCAUUUAUCGUUUAUACAGGGUGUUCUAGAUUGUUUGUACUUGACACUUAGUAUGAAUUGGCAACAAAAAAGGUCAAAGUUUCAGUCAGACUUCAGCCAUCAAUACUGUCUAAACAGUAUAGCUUUAUUCAUGCUUUUUCUAGUGAAGACCAGUGUCAUCAACUUUGAAUUUUGUUUUAUUGUCAUUUAUAUUUGUAGCAGACAAAAGGAAAGAUAA
This is a messenger RNA of Acanthoscelides obtectus, 267 nucleotides long. The record is from the annotation of a GenBank genome assembly. Lineage: Eukaryota; Metazoa; Arthropoda; Insecta; Coleoptera; Chrysomelidae.